CCAUCUAUCCUCCCACAUCCAUCUUCGUCCUCGUAGUCAGCUGCUCGCUAUCACCGAGGCAUUAGCGGCCGACAAGGACCCGCCUUGGAUCUAUCCUGGCCAAGUUACUCAGACAAAGCCUACGGUUUGCUACCCGCCUCUAGAGAUUCGUAUUAGCAUUGCGGGAGCUGCCAGUCCAUCAUGAAGAAAAAGGUCUUGUUGAUGGGCGCGUCGGGGAGCGGGAAGACGUCCAUGCGCUCCCUCAUCUUCUCGAAUAAUCCUGCUUCUCUCACUUCGCGUCUUGGCGCUACGAUUGACGUCGAGCAAAAUCAUGUUCGCUUUCUCGGCGACCUGAUUUUGAACCUCUGGGAUUGCGGUGGCCAAGAUGCGUUCAUGGACUCCUACCUAAACAUCCAACAAUCGACAAUAUUUCAGCAUGUCGGCGUCAUGAUUUACGUCUUCGAGGUCGAGACGCGUAACAUGGAGAAGGACCUGGACUAUUACAAGGCUUGUUUGGCAGCUUUGCAGAAGUACAGCCCCAAUGCUGCCGUCUUCCUUCUCGUGCACAAGAUGGAUCUUGCGCGAGGGCCAAAGGCGGAUACGCUGGCACGGAAGUCGAAGGAGCUCAAGGAGGCGAGCGGAGAUGUCGAGGUGACUGUCUUUGGCACCAGCAUAUAUGACGAAUCUCUGUACAACGCAUGGUCAAGGAUAGUGCAUAUACUCAUCCCGAAUGCCUCCGUUUUGUCCCGUCACCUCGCAAAACUUGCUUCGGCAUGUAGCGCAACCGAGGUUGUGCUCUUCGAGCGUACCACGUUCCUCGUUAUUGCCACGUCCACCCCUCCUCCGCCUCCCCAAGUCGCUUCCACAAACCCCCCAGGUCUCUCUUCCCCAAAAACCAAUGGCCAGCUUUCAGCUACAAGUCAUUCCGAUCACGAAGCGGAAUACGACCCGGAUCCACACAAGAUGGCGCCGACACGGUACGAGCGAACCUCUGAACUGAUCAAGGCGUUCAAAUACUCCUGCGCCCGCGUGCGAGAGGAAUUCCACGCCCUGGAGAUGGAGUUGCCGGAGUUUACCGCGGUCCUCGACGAGCUCACGAGGAACACCUACGUGUUAAUUGUAGUGCACGAUCCUACAAUCGAAACUGCCGCGCUGAGGAUGAACAUUCGUCUUGCCCGCCCGAAGUUCGAGGAACUCCAGGGCAACAGUCUCCUGUCAUAGCCAGACUUCCAUUUUUGCCUCCCGUGUCGCUGCUUUCAAGUACGUUCGUCGCAUUGUUUAUAGCUAAUUAGACAGUUCCUACGUUACAGCCGCCCUAUGCAUCUACUAGCUAACCUCUGUAUAUAUUCUGUUUCUCGUACAUGCCGC
Dichomitus squalens LYAD-421 SS1 is the source of this 1347-nucleotide messenger RNA. RefSeq lists its product as uncharacterized. The record is from RefSeq and is a predicted model, not a curated record. Gene Ontology annotation, cellular component: Gtr1-Gtr2 GTPase complex; fungal-type vacuole membrane; nucleus. The transcript is spliced from 5 exons. Gene Ontology annotation, biological process: cellular response to starvation; cellular response to amino acid stimulus; positive regulation of TOR signaling. Gene Ontology annotation, molecular function: GTPase activity; GTP binding. The coding region runs from base 181 to 1200 and encodes 339 amino acids. NCBI's taxonomy places the organism in Eukaryota, Fungi, Basidiomycota, Agaricomycetes, Polyporales, Polyporaceae.